AAAUGCAAAAAGUGUACUUAGUCACAUUGCCAUAAGAAUGGUAAAUCAAUAAUAUACUGUAUGUUUGUUAAAUAUACACACAGUAAUCCUAUAAUAUAAGCACAGUUUCGCAAGUAAAAUAAUAAAUAUGUCGAAGAAAUCCGAUCAACCGGAAUUGUACCCUUCUGUGGCUCCAUCAGCCCCAGAUGAAUUUGAACAGCGAGGACCUCCGCCUCCUUCAUAUGAAGAAAGUUUAAAAAUGAAUGGUGGCGCUGGUAGUACAUCACAUCAAUACAUGUAUUCUAAUCCAACCGCAUACCAACAGCAACAAGCCUUUUUACCCCCCGCUGCUUAUCCAACUCCAGGUCCAUCAUCUUGCGGUUACGCCAAUCCCUAUCAAAGACAUAUUCAACAACAACAAAGCUUUUACAAUUCUAUAAAUGUAACACCACAAUCCACCAUUCCCAAUGGCGCAAAUAAUGUUUUAUACUUAGCAAAAGGUGCCAAAGUAAGGACAACAGCUACCGGAGCUAUAAGUAUACCACCACCACCUCCCGGAUGUGCUCCUACACCUGGUCAAUUGGCUGCCAUGUCGGGACAACCAGUCAUGAUUAAGAAAGAGAAAAAAUCCUUUUUCUAAAUUAGUAUUUAUUUCCCAGCUGAUACACAAAAAGUACCUUUGGUAAACGGCAGUGCCUACUUUCUACUAUAUUAUUACUUUCCAUUUAGUAGUUGUGAAUCAUUUACAUGCAUACAUACAUACUUACAAUAUUACGUGUUAUGAAUAAUUAUACAAAAACAUGUAUAAAGAAAUAUGGAUCAAUAAAUGUGUUAAAUAUCAUAAUAUUA
Messenger RNA from Lucilia sericata (common green bottle fly), 828 nucleotides. RefSeq lists its product as uncharacterized. The record is from RefSeq and is a predicted model, not a curated record. NCBI's taxonomy places the organism in Eukaryota, Metazoa, Arthropoda, Insecta, Diptera, Calliphoridae.